Messenger RNA from Fusarium venenatum, 378 nucleotides. Lineage: Eukaryota; Fungi; Ascomycota; Sordariomycetes; Hypocreales; Nectriaceae. The record is from RefSeq and is a predicted model, not a curated record.
AUGUUUCAUCACCGCACCAGUGUCGAUGCUGCGUCAAAGGACAAAGAUGAGGAUCGAAGGCUCCCCUAUAUGGGAGGACCGGACACGCAAACUAUCAGCAGACAGACUGAGGUACAAGAGAAGGCUGCUGGAAUAACAGGUAACAGAAGUGCUGAUCUGCUGCAGACAAUCCACAACUUGGUUCACCAAGAUGCCCUCGCCUGUCAGCCCUGCUUCCAAGGCUUAUCAGUCAUACGCAAACUCAGCAUCAAACACGAUAAAGAUGGUGCUCACCUUGACAAUGAACCACUGAUUCUUGCAAAAUUCGGGUCCUCCGCGAUCUGUCUCUGUCUCUCGAAGACCAUCGAUAUUUUAGAACGAGGACCCGAGUGCAUUUAA